Molecule: messenger RNA, 2089 nt
Organism: Diatraea saccharalis (sugarcane borer)
Lineage: Eukaryota; Metazoa; Arthropoda; Insecta; Lepidoptera; Crambidae
Source: the annotation of a GenBank genome assembly
ACUCAGCUACCGGCAGAUUUAUCGUACGCAUCACAUCACGAAAAAUAUCAUCCAAUAAUCCUUCAAUUAAGAUAACCGUUAUACAGGUGCGACACCGUGCGCGAGCGCGUGGCGGGAGGCGUAAAAUAUCAUGCGCGUUCACACUGUGACCCAGACACGAUGUUUCACGCCGCGAGUUGGACGUUCACGCUACUUGUUCUCACCAGCGCGCGUGUGUACGAGCGUUGCGAACUCGCCCGCGAAUUACUUACACUGGGUAUCGAGCGCGACCAUAUCUCCACUUGGGUUUGCAUCGCGUACCAUGAAUCCCGGCUGGACACUGCCUCACAAAACUAUCAAAGCGGUGACCACGGUAUAUUCCAAAUAAGUGAGCUGUACUGGUGUGGUCCUGGUAAAGUGUGCGGCCUAUCCUGCAGCGAUCUCCGUGAUGAAGACAUAGCGGACGACGUGCAGUGCGCACUCCAAGUCCACGAGGAACAUACUCGACUUCAAGGCGAUGGCUUCUUGGCUUGGGUGGUUUACUCACAGAACUGUAAACAUAAUACUAAAAAGUAUAUUAUAGACUGCGAUCAACAAAUGAAAAACGUUGAAGUGAAAACCACGAGCAGAUCGCGCAAAAUAAAUUUAUAUAAUGCCACUGCAUUCGUGCACAACCCCAAUAUUGAUAAUUUGAAACCGCCAUAUUUAGCUAUUAAUUCAAUUUUAAGAGGACAAUUCAACAAAGUGUUUCAGGAAGCUAACCGGAAAAUUGUACGAAAUAAUUGGUUGAAUUACAAAGUAGACAACAUUGAUGAUUUAAAUCUUCCUAUAUUUAAUCUUAAUAAAAACAAUCAAGAAAAGCAUGUUGUAACUACUCCUAGCCACAUAACAAGCGCAGACAAUUCAACAACUUCAGAGAAACCAUGGAAUAGAAAAUAUAUAGAAACUAAACAAUUCCGUAAAAGGAUUUUUCACGAUGACAAACCGAAGCCUAUAGGAAAUAUUUACAAUGAAAUCUCAAAAUCUUCCCCGAGUUACAUCAAUGACAUCACCUCAAUAUCUAGUAGGGCAGGAUUAUCAGAUAUUGUUUCUACCACCACAAUAAUGCCCGUAAUUGUGACCGCCACAAGAACAUCGCCAUUAAUUACCACGAGUGAGCCUUCACGUACGAUAGCAACCACUAAUAAACCUACAACGUUAACUACAAAACAAGAACCAUCUACUACAGUUUCACCUAUAUUUAAUAUGAAGCCCACCGUUACAUCAAGACCUUUAAUCCACUAUGGAUUCUCAAGAUCUAUCAUUUCAAGUCCAGUGACAAGAACAACAAUUCAAAAACUUAAAACAGAUACAACCACAACAAAACCGACUAAUGUUUUUAAACCAUCUCUCUUAACAUCUUUAAACCUAACAACGUUUAAGAAAUUAGCUUCGAACACAACCCUGCAGAACAAAGAGAAAGAUAGAGAUUCUAGAUCAUUCAAUAAUUUUAAAUUCACAACAAAGUCGCUUACAUCGGUUACAACAAAAAAACCUGUUACGAGUCGAAAUGUAACAGAACAUGCACAUCACAGGAAAGGAACGACGCAGCAUCCUUUAUCUACAAAAGCUACACAAUCGAUAUUCGAUCUAUAUUUAAAUCCGACAAAGUCUCCACAAUUACGCACUUACAAGUUUCCACAGUUCAACAACAGUGCAUUCAAGUUAAAAAUAUUUUCCGACGGUACUACAACGCCAGGUCCAAAAUUUAAUAAGGCAACAAGCGGAGUUUCGUCAAACGCACGUAAUUACGUCAGGCGACAAACGUAGCUUACAAAAUUAGUAAUGUUAUUUAAAUUACUAAUUUUAUAUUGAUACAAAGCUGCACAUGUUUUUGCAAACAGAAAAAUAUAAAUGAAGGGGCCGUGGACAAUUCGAGAACCAAUUUUAUUCCUAAUAAUUCUACUGAAAUGAAUAUUGGAAUAAAUUUUAAUAUUAAUUUAUCUAAGAAGACAGGUUAUCGGCUUCGUUAAUCGUUCUCGAUUAGGUACUUUUUUUAAGUAAAAAAUAUGCAUUUAAUGUAUUAAUGAAUUCCUAAUAUUAUUUAAUAUAACUAUUAAACGCAGUUUUU